This is a messenger RNA of Xiphophorus maculatus (southern platyfish), 7359 nucleotides long. RefSeq names its product GTP-binding protein Di-Ras1-like (gene diras1b). NCBI's taxonomy places the organism in Eukaryota, Metazoa, Chordata, Actinopteri, Cyprinodontiformes, Poeciliidae. The transcript has 3 exons. The record is from RefSeq and is a predicted model, not a curated record. The coding region runs from base 267 to 863 and encodes 198 amino acids. Gene Ontology annotation, cellular component: plasma membrane. Gene Ontology annotation, molecular function: GTPase activity; GTP binding; GDP binding. Gene Ontology annotation, biological process: signal transduction.
GGAGAAAGAGAGAGGAGGGCAGAGAGACUGAGAUUGCGUGUCCGUGUGCGUGAGUGUGUGUGAGAGAGAAGAGAGUGCGAGUCUGUCGGUGGUGCUGGGAAUCGGACGACAUGAGCUCUACAUGAGUCGUGUAAAAAAAUGCUUUAAGACGCUCUCGGCGUUUGCGUUUGACCCCUCCGAACCGAGGACGAGCCUGAAGCGGAGCCGUGCGCAUUGAAGAUCCACCGCGACCAGGUGCAGCACUCUCUUAAGCCUGCAGAGGCAGAAUGCCGGAGCAGAGCAACGACUACCGUGUGGUGGUGUUCGGCGCGGGAGGCGUGGGGAAGAGCUCCCUGGUCCUGCGCUUUGUUAAGGGCACGUUCAGGGACACCUACAUCCCCACGGUGGAGGACACCUACCGGCAAGUGAUCAGCUGCGAUAAAAGCGUGUGCACCCUGCAGAUCACAGACACCACGGGCAGCCACCAGUUCCCAGCCAUGCAGCGCCUCUCCAUCUCCAAGGGCCACGCCUUCAUCCUGGUCUACUCCAUCACAAGCAAACAGUCUCUGGAGGAGCUGAAACCCAUUUAUCAGCAGAUUCUGGCCAUAAAAAGCAAUGUCGAGGCCAUCCCCAUCAUGCUGGUGGGAAACAAGAGCGAUGAGACCCAUCGUGAGGUGGAGACCAAGGACGGGGAGGACCAGGCCAACCGCUGGAAGUGCGCCUUCAUGGAGACGUCGGCCAAGACCAACCACAACGUCACGGAGCUCUUCCAGGAGCUGCUCAACCUGGACAAGAAGAGGAACAUGAGCCUGAACAUCGAUGGCAAGCGCUCCGGGAAGCAGUCCCGCGCAGAGAGACUGAAGGGCAAAUGCAGCGUGAUGUAGAUCGAGAAAGAGGAGACGGAAGGAGAGGAGAAGAGAAGAGAGAGGGAAGAGAGGGGAGGAUAUGCUGAUCGGUAGGGAUAAAUGAGAAGGACAGGACAAAGGAGAGACUCUCUGUUUAUCCAAUCAAAGCAAAAAUGUUGCGAUGGCAAUGGGAAUCUUAUUAUCCACAUCCUCCAUUUGUUUGAGUUGGGAUUUCAGAACCACAGCAGCGCACCGGAAAGAAGCAGCUCAGAAGUGUUUGUCUAAGUGGGCGGAGGUGAGACGGCGGCGCAGCGUCCAGGAACCGUGGAGAAGAAGACGAGCGAGAAAUGGAAUCGUGGAGGCUGCGGAGAUUUGCUUGCAUCAAAACAUCGGAGCCAUCGUCGCAGUAGAAUAAAGGUCCUCGAUGAGUUCAAAUCAUUUAUCUUUUCAUCUGGCCUCUUCAUGUGUGCUUCUCCAUCUCCCACUAUCCCAACAUCUUUAGAAAUAACCGGCUUUUACUUUCUUCAAGAUCAGUCAUCUGCUGAAAUCGGUCCAUUAUGCUAAUAACUGCGGGAAUCACACAUCUGAGACUGCCAGCAUGAGCAGCACUCAGCCGGACAUACAACCCAGCAGGUCCCGGAGCCACAGCACUGGACUCCGGUGUACAUAACCACGGGGGGGGUGUAAAUAUCUUCCAUCUAGCCUAAACAUCUUUAGCCUCAACUAAUCACUCAGUCACAGGAGAGGAGCAACUCAAGUCUGAUAGCGUUAACAAUUCACCUCAUCGUUCCUCCUCGGAGAUGGAGAGGGGAAAAAAAAGAUUCAUUUCUCUUCUGGUCUUGUAAAAAACAAAAAAACAACUUAGCAACAAAACCUCCGAGAAUCAUCACCGUAAGUGAGGAGGUAUCCAGCUUGUACACUGAUACACGCAACAAUCCUUUUAAAACGUUCAUAAAGCAUAGAAUAACCGAAGAGGAGGAAGGCGAACCGCAGGACGAAGAAGGAGAAACGAGGCUGCCUUGUUUUACCAGGAUGGAUAAUCAAUGCCAAGAUGGAGAGACGAAUGGAAGAGGUCAAGAAUAUCAGCUCGCUUUGACACUUUCCAUGUGAAAGUUUCUCUUUAUGCCUUUUUAUCCUAUCCUGUUUGCUUUGUAAUGAUCUUUAAGAAUCACGCUAGAUGGGAAGGAAAUCCUUAAAUUUAAAGCAGAGUGAAGGAGGGAGAAAAACAGGAGGCUAAAAGAAAACACGGUCCAUUUGGAGAACUGCUAGUCCUGUUUCUAUUUUGCUGGUUUGAUUAUAAAUACACAGCAGACAGAUUUGAACCUCUGGUAAAGAUAUGGUAAAAGACUUGAAGUAAAAGCAGAAUUAAGGUGUGGGGACUAAGAUGUUGUGUCUGUGGAAACAUUCCUGACUUGAUUUGACCUAAUGUUGUGAAUCCUUAUCCUGUCAAAAGUCUUGGGAAAUCUGAUUUUCUGAUUUUACUGGAAGAUGCCACAUUUUUAUAAAAAAAAAAACAACUCAAAGAAUUUCAUAGUUCGUAUAUUCUUACAGGUUGUGCAGGGAAGAGGAACAAGCCCACAGGAUCACAACUCCUCUGUCAUAUUCGUCUUCUGUUUCAGGAUUGAUGAGACAUUUUUGUUCAUUUUCUCACCUGAUCAAUGAACCAAAUGGUCCAAACACAGUUUAGCAGCCGCCAUGUGUUCAUGACGUCAUGGAGGUUUGGUGACCUUAAAGUGCCCCAGAUCCAGUUUGUUUUAGAAGAUUUUACAGAUUCCUCAGUCUGUAGAUUUAGAGAUGUUGCUAUUUUCCAGCAUCAUUUGCUAAAAUCUUCUCUUACCUUUGAAAGAAACUGGCCUCUGAGACAGGAAGUCGUCGAUUACUAGCUAAUUUGACAAAAUGUACAUUUUUUACCACCUGCACUGUAGUGUAGGUUUGGAACGGCAGAAGCAUUGUUCUUUCUAAAGAGUUACCAAAAAAAAAAGUAAAGAGAGCAUUUGUAAAAAUCAAUUUAAUCAGAUUAGCUACUGGAAUAAAAGAUGAAUUUAUUCUAAGGCUCUUUACAUAUCUUUACCAGAGAUUUGUCUGCCAUUUGUGCAUCGUCAUCCAUUUAUCCACAAACAGGAAGCAGGAGACGGGAUAAACACACACGCAUGUCGUCAGUAGAGCGAAAACAUGCAUAUAGCUCCGACAGUCACUGUUUACUAACUACAUGGAGACAAAUAGGACUCAUUCCGCUUAAAUCCCCUCAUAUUGCACUUUAUAUCACACACACAUUUAAUUUCCCAUGUUGUACCACCUAAUAGCUCCACUGUAAGUCCAAAGUGCAUAAGACAGAAAUACACACACACACACACACACACACACACACACACACACACACACACACACACACACACACACACACACACACACACACACACACACACACACACACACACCCUUUUCAUGCAGGAGCUCUUAAUGUUGUACACAGGACAGCCAAAAGCACAAUACUUUUUACCAACAUAUUUUUAUGUGCAUUUUUUAUUUAUUUAUUUUGUUUCUAAGUAUCUUUUGUAUACUUUGUGUAAUGUCAUCAAUGGUUGCUCUCAGUCCCAUUGUCUUAUUUCUCCGGUACAUUAGCACAACGAAGUCGUGGUUCUGCUGAGCAACAGGGUAUCGGCUGGCUGUGUUUGCAGAGCGUAAUCUGAGCUGGGCGAGCCACAUCAAUUGUUCACUUUCUCUCCAUUUUCUCAGGUUGGGCUCUUAGCAACAAUUAGAGUGGAGGAUAAUCUGCUUGUGUACUUUUUAAACCCAAAGACAAAGAUGAGAACCCAUUUUAACUGUGUUCCCUCCUCUGUGGAGAGAAGCAAAACAACAAAAACGACAACAACAAAAAAGCACAGCAACUGUUCCUCGUCCUUCUCCACCUCUUGUGUUUGUGUGCAGCGUUAUCAAAGAUCGGGGCAUUUUAGGGGAACAUUUUACUUGAAGACCUGCUCAUUUGAGUGAAAUGACCCAAAACAUGCUCCGGAUGCGUAGCUGUAAUCAACACGCGUUACCCUAGAGGACUGAAAAGCUCUUCAAGUAAGAUGUUACCCGUGCAAAGAGAUGCUUUAACACUGUCUUUCUGGAAGGAGACUCUUUGUAAGCAGGAAGUGCGGUUACUGUAGUUGCUAUGUACUGUAAUUUUCCAUCCAAUAAUAUUGCUCAUCAUAUCAUCUUGCUAUUGAUGCAUCAGCUCUUCAGAUUUUAUCAGUUAGAUCCAAAUGUGAAUAUGUAACUAAAGAUUUCACUUCAUAGCUAUUACUACUACUUAUUAUUAUUAUUAUUGUUUUUUUCUGAAUGUAUUUGUUGUUAUUGCUGUGUUGUACUUUGCACUAAUGUGAGGUCCUCUGAAACUCCACAGUUACCUUUUAAACGUACCCUUUACAUGUUAGAGGCCAGGGAUGCUUUAUUGAUUUUUUUUAAAAACACAUAUAUUUAAAUUUAUAUCUAAGAAACACAUUUGACUUACAUUAUGUUUUCAAUAUUUUAAUUUUGACAGAUGGGGUGCAGCCGACAGGGCAUGUGGUUAUCUAAAUAUAUAUAUACAUAUAAAACCAGAAUAAACAAAAAGACCUGCAGUCAUUUUUCAGGCCCACCUCCGGCGGCUGAUCUAAUCUAAUAGCGGCACACGUUGCAUAAAAAAAAAAGAAAGAAAAAAAAAAGUCAGCUCGACGCGCCUGGUGGCUUUACGCAAAUGCCAGAUUGCGUGCGCAUGUUUGUGCAAUCUGCUGUUCUGCUGACGUUAACAGGAGACUGGCAUUGUACUCGUCCCUGCAUGGAAUAUGAUACAGCGGGGAAGGAGAGGGGAACAGUGAGGCAGCAUGUGAGAGCUGGAUGGACCGCGAAACAGGGGAGCAAAGGGAGGCAGCCAGGCUAUAAAUAGACACGGCGUGAAAAUCUGAAAUUCAGCUGUGCUCACCGUGGGUUUAUUUGAGAAGCAAACAAAAGUGGCGUUCGCGUGGAGCAUCUGUGGACGGAACGAGUUAAAGAAUCAGCCUCCGGUCCAAUCAGGGCUUCCCUCACCUCAUUUAUCUGUUCAUAUGUCUGUGUGUAGCAGUGAAAAGCAUCCGUGCAUGUGCACAUUUUUCUAGUCACAUUUUUCUGUUGCAUUUGCACACUUUGGCCUCCAUGAGUUGUUCAUGUGCACACCUGAGUGUUGUGAUUGCUGUUCUAACUGAUGUCGUGUUAGGCUUAGCUUACCGCCUUGUUGGUUCUGCAUGGGACUUCCGGUGCAACACAAGUUCUCCCACACGGACACACAACAGCCAAACGGAAAGUUUGGUCCUGGUUCCUCAGUAGGAAUAAUCUUUGGAAAUAAAUGCAAGCAAACCAGUUUUGUAUCGUUGUUAUACUUUAUGCUACUGUUCUGGCAUCCAAAGGGCUUAAAUUGGACUUAUUGGACCUGUACAUUUAAAUCAGUUUCAGCAAAAGCCUUGGAAAAUGCAACAACAACAAAAAACAACCUUCAGUAACAAAGAUAGGUAUUAGCUAGUCUAACAUCUAUAACUAUCUCACACAAUAGGAAUGAAUAAAAGGUUUGAGAUGUUUUUUAAAUGAGUUAAAACUGUCAAGACAAUGUAGGAAUAAAGGAAGAUCACUAAACAGUCAAGGAGUCUAGAAAGAGAGAUCCUCCUUAGUUUUACAACCUAACAGUUGGCUAAAUAUUUUUAAAGACCGCAAACUCUGUUUUAUGGACCACAGUGCAGUUCUUAUUGAAAGCAAGGCUAAAGUUUGUUCAUAUAAGAUGAGGUUCGAGAAAUAAAAUAAAAACCCAACUACAGGAAAGCGUAGUGGAGGUUCUAUCAUGCCACAGGAUAUUUGAAAAGUGAUUGAAUUAACUUUGUUGUAGUUUCACAGUGUAAACAAAGACAUACAACAGAAAAAAAGGAAGAGAAUUUAUAUCGGAUCUUCAGUAGAUUUGUGUAAAAAACUAUAAAUUCCAAAAACCCACGCAAAAUCGAUCAAGAAAAUUUUAGAAAGUUAGCGUAGCAGUGUGGUGGAUUUGACUUUGAAAUUGCGGGACCAAUGUGAAAAUAUUGAUAUGGAGGGUUUGAUAAGAAUGUUCAGAGUCUUUGUUCUGCACUUUUUCUGAUCUCGGACAAAAGGUAGGGAACAAUCCAGUGGCAUCCUCAGCUCCCCUCACUAUUCUCUGCAGGACCCUCAUUUUAACCUAAUUUUUAAAAAUGUUUUUGAUGUUUCAUACCUCUGUUCUAACAUCUAAAGCCUUAAAUUUCCCCUUGGAUCAAAUUGUCUAUAAAUGCAGAACAAGAUUUCUAUUACGAUUAUAGAUUUGUUUUACUAAUACAAUAUUUCACAAUUCUAAAUGCAAUGGAAAAUGUAACAUACUGUGGAACGAUUUGGCAUUUAAAAAUAGGUGAAGGACAUUGUUAAUUCAUUGUCUUGCUGCUGUCUGACUAAAAAUUUGAAUUUGAAUCAGAUUACAGUGAAACAAUCUUACUUUAUAAUGUCAUCGAUGGCUUCAGUUCAACAUGGCCCUCUUUUUCCUAGACGUUCAGCAGGGACAGUCCAAUGAUCUUCUCGGUUCCUCUCACUGUUUUCUGCAGGGCCGUGCUUGUCGCCAUCUUGCAGACAGGAGUACGACGCCAAAAUGGCUCCUGGCAAAACACCAUAACCCACAGCUUUGUGUAUGUUUGUGUGACCAGCAGUCAGAAAAUUAGAAACUUCUCAGCCACUGACAGAAAAAUGGUUCAGAACUCAAAAUGGUUGAAGAGAAAUCAAUUUAAUUGUUCAACGAGACAACGAUGACGACAAACAUUCCCCUCCAGUAAAGCUCAAAUCUGAAAUAUGUAAAUAUGUUAAAUGUGCUUUGAAAAAGUGCUACAAACCCACAGACAGAGCAAAAGCAAUAGCACAGUUCUUAGUUUGAAUAAAGUUAACUUUUUCACUAAAGCAGGCUAAAGAUACAAAACUGGUUCGUUUACGUAGAGAUUAUGUUUAAACUUUUGACCAGCGUUUAAAAACAGGUGCCAAGAAGCAAAAACACACACUUUCACACUGCUGGAAACAUUUUCUUCCACUUAUUUUCUUUUGCAUCAUUUCCUCGCUUUGCCCAACAUGCCCAGUUCAUGAAAAUCUGCCCUGCUGAAGCAGGAACUCGUCUCACGCUCGUCCCACUCGUUUUGUGUGUGUGUGAUAAAAACUGACCCUGCUCAAAUCGGAUUGUAGAUAGCUGUAAAUAAUGUUAAAACAAUAUAAUAUUUCCAAGAUGGGAGAGGAAAAUUAUAUGAUUUCUAUUUGGAUGGGAAAGUAGAGCCGCCUGACUUUUCUUUUUGCUGUCCAGUCAUGGAUUUAAUGUUCCCACUAGGCAAAUCUUUGAAAAGAAAAAAUCUACAGACACAUAAAAUGUUCAAUGUGGAUUAGGAGAUUACAUACAGCAGCUAAUAGUAAUAGAUCUCAUGAAAUUAAACAACAAACAUGGAGCAGUCUUGUGAAGUUUAUUUCGUGGUUCUGAUUAAACUAGAUUUAGUACAAUAAACUCUUAAUAUUA